This is a messenger RNA of Empidonax traillii (willow flycatcher), 1144 nucleotides long. Its product is annotated as pyruvate dehydrogenase phosphatase regulatory subunit, mitochondrial-like. The record is from RefSeq and is a predicted model, not a curated record. Gene Ontology annotation, cellular component: mitochondrion. Bases 1 to 897 code for a protein of 298 amino acids. Lineage: Eukaryota; Metazoa; Chordata; Aves; Passeriformes; Tyrannidae. The transcript is spliced from 6 exons. Gene Ontology annotation, molecular function: protein binding.
AUGAACGAAGACUUCUUCAUGAUCUCCCCCACUGACCAGCAAGUCCAUUGCUGGGCCUGGCUGAAGAACCGCUUGCCAGAUGACAGCAACCUGACCCUGGAGGACGUGACCUGGAAGUACACAGCUCUCAAUCUGAUUGGCCCCCGUGCUGUGGACGUGUUGUCUGAGUUGUCCUAUGCCCCCAUGACUGCAGAACACUUUCCCUCUCUCUUUUGCAAGGAGAUGAGCGUGGGCUACGCCAACGGCAUCCGUGUGAUGAGCAUCACUCACACAGGAGAACCUGGAUUCGUGCUUUAUAUCCCCAUAGAGUACGCCCUCCACGUGUACAACGAGGUGAUGAACAUGGGGCAGAAGUACGGGAUCCGCAAUGCCGGUUAUUACGCGCUCCGCAGCCUGCGCAUCGAGAAGUUCUUCGCCUUCUGGGGCCAGGACCUGGAUGCUUUUACCACUCCCAUGGAGUGUGGACGUGAGUUCCAGGUCAAGCUGGAAAAGGGAAUGGAGUUUGUGGGCCAGGAGGCGCUGCUGGAGCAGAAGCAGAACGGGGUGUACAAGCGCUUCACCAUGUUCAUCCUGGAGGACCACGACACGGACAUGGACCUCUGGCCCUGGUGGGGGGAGCCCAUCUUCCGCAACGGCCGCUACGUGGGCAAGACCACCAGCAGCGCCUACAGCUACACCCUGGAGCGCCACGUCUGCCUCGGCUUCGUGCACAACUUCGACGAGAAGACGGGAGAGGAGCUGGUGGUGACCACUGACUUCAUCAACCAGGGGGAGUACGAGAUCGACAUCGCCGGGCAGCGCUUCCAGGCCAAGGCCAAGCUCUACCCCUUCAGCUCCCUCUUCACGCAGCGGCGCCGCAAGGACGAGGUGGAACUGAGCGGCUACCAGAGGGAGUAGUGUUCCCCCCCAACCCGCUCCUCGUCCCAGGCUGGAGCUUCUCCAUCCUCCAACCCUUUCUCCUCACCUCAUAUAUUUCUUUUCCUUUCUCGUCUUGCAACUUUUAACCUUUUUUCCAGUGUGUUACAUUUUGUAUAUUUUAAAACCUUCAUUUUCCACCUUUUUCCCCGCUCCUGUCCGUCCUCCUCCUUUUCAACCCUCGCCAGGCUCCCCCCGUGUCCCAGUGGACGAAGCACAGUGCUGGACG